AAAAACCCCGCUUAAAGACUUACCAUCCCUAAUCCCUAAACCCCUACCUAUAUAAACGAUUCUUGAAUUCUGAAGGAACAAAGGAACAAAACUAUAAUCCUGCAACUGACCCAUCACAGUAAUGGUUCUCAAUCACGAUCCUUCGUUACAACCCAUGAACGGCAAUGGGGGCAACAAGGUACCUGGUGAUUCUGGUUUUGACCAAAGGAUUCUAACUGCUCCUAUAAAAUCUGCUGUUGACAAGUUCCAACUUCUUCCCGAGUUCCUUAAGGUUAGGGGAUUGGUUAAGCAACAUUUGGAUUCCUUUAACUAUUUUGUGAAGACAGAAAUAAAAAAAAUAGUUCGGGCUAACAAUUUGAUCAGGGCGAGUAGGCACCCACAUAUAUAUCUGAGGUUUUUAAAUGUCAAAAUUCGUAAACCAUCAAUAGUGGAUGAAUCUGUUACCGAUGAAGUUACUCCACAAACAUGCCGCCUAAGUGACCAAACGUAUGCCGCUCCUAUAUGUGUUGAUGUUGAGUACACACAUGGAAGUCGUGAUGACCCACGUCUACAUAAAAGGCUCAAUGUUGAAAUUGGAAGAAUGCCUAUUAUGCUGCGGAGUUGUUGUUGUGUGUUAUAUGGGAGAGAUGAAGCUGAACUUGCUAAACUUGGUGAGUGCCCCCUUGAUCCUGGAGGGUAUUUUGUAAUCAAAGGAACUGAGAAGGUGAUUUUGAUACAAGAGCAACUGUCAAAGAAUAGAAUAAUUAUAGACACUGACAAAAAAGGAAACAUAGCUGCAUCUGUUACAAGUAGCACAGAGAAAAUAAAAACAAAAACUGUUAUUGUAAUGGAAAAUGAGAAGCUCUGGUUACAUUUGAAUCAAUUCCCUAAGAAGGUUCCUCUAAUGGUAGUUAUAAAGGCUAUGGGGAUGGAGAGUGAUCAAGAAGUUACACAGAUGCUUGGAAGAGAUCCUCGUUAUAGUUAUCUACUGUUGGCCUCUUUUGAGGAAUGUAGAAAAUGCAAUGUAUAUACACAAGAGCAAGCAUUGGAGUACCUUGAUAAGAUGGUAAAACGUUCCAUGUAUUCAAACAAUUCAGCUGAAAAGGAAGGAAGAGCAUUUUCUGUCCUAAGAGAUGUAUUUCUUGCAAAUGUGCCUGUGGAUGGAGAUAAUUUUCGGCCAAAAUGUAUAUAUGUUGCUGUUAUGAUGAGACGCAUAAUGGAUGCGAUUUUAAAUAAAGAUGCAAUGGAUGACAAGGAUUAUGUGGGUAACAAGCGGUUGGAGUUAUCUGGCCAGUUAGUAUCACUACUUUUUGAGGAUCUCUUCAAGUCAAUGACAACCGAAGUUAAGAAUUUGACAGACAAAAUGUUAGAUAAGCCAGACAAGGCUAAGAAUUUCGACAUAUCUACUCUUCUUAAUCGGACUCAGAAUAUCAUCACUCUAGGCCUGGAAAGGACACUCUCCACUGGUAAUUUUGAAAUUAAAAGGUUCAGAAUGGAAAGAAAAGGAAUGACACAGGUGUUACAAAGGUUAUCAUUUAUUGGUGCUAUGGGCCACAUGACAAGAGUCUCACCACAGUUUGAGAAGUCCAGGAAAGUAAGUGGACCUAGAGCUUUGCAGCCUAGUCAGUGGGGCAUGCUUUGUCCUUGUGAUACCCCUGAAGGUGAAGCUUGUGGACUGGUCAAGAAUUUGGCUUUGAUGACUCAUGUUACUACCGAUGAAGAGGAGGCCCCCUUAAUUUCUAUGUGCUAUUCGUUGGGUGUUGAAGACCUGGAACUUCUCUCUGCAGAGGAGCUUCACACACCUGAUUCCUUUCUUGUAAUUUUAAAUGGUUUAAUCCUUGGAAAGCAUAGGAAGCCACUGCGUUUUGCUAAUGCAAUUAGAAAAUUGCGGAGAGUUGGUAAAAUUGGCGAGUUUGUAAGUGUCUUUGUCCAUAACAAGCAGCACUGUGUCUACUUAGCUUCUGAUGGUGGUAGAGUUUGCCGUCCCCUGGUCAUUGCUGACAAGGGAGUAUCAAGAAUCAAAGAGCAUCAUAUGAAAGAGUUAAUGGAUGGAGUACGCACAUUUGAUGAUUUCUUACGAGAUGGCUUGCUUGAGUAUCUUGAUGUUAAUGAAGAAAACAACACUUUGAUUGCUUUAUAUGAAGGAGAUGCCACUCCAGAAACUACACAUAUUGAGAUUGAGCCUUUUACCAUUUUGGGAGUUAUUGCAGGGUUAAUUCCAUAUCCUCAUCAUAAUCAGUCACCUAGGAACACAUAUCAGUGUGCUAUGGGUAAGCAAGCAAUGGGAAAUAUAGCAUUUAAUCAGCUGCGCCGGAUGGACAGCCUGCUUUACCUACUCGUUUAUCCUCAACGACCUUUACUGACAACAAAGACCAUUGAGCUGGUUGGAUAUGAUAAACUUGGAGCCGGUCAAAAUGCCACGGUAGCUGUAAUGAGCUAUAGUGGUUAUGAUAUCGAAGAUGCCAUUGUCAUGAACAAGGCAUCUCUUGAUCGUGGAUUUGGUCGUUGUAUAGUUAUGAAGAAGUAUAGUGCUGUCAUUCAGAAGCAUUCGAAUGACACGUCAGACCGAAUACUUAGGCCUAAUAGAGCUGCAGACACUACAGGACGAAUGCGGAUACUUGAUGAUGAUGGUAUUGCUGCUCCUGGGGAAAUUCUUAAGCCUUUUGACAUCUAUAUCAAUAAACAAUCACCAAUUGAUACACGUACUCCCAAAACAGGAUCAGCAGCAAAUUUGCCUGAUAGUGCAUAUCGGUCCAAUGCACAAUCAUUCAAGGGUCAUGGAGGAGAAGUAGUUGAUAGGGUGGUUCUAUGCUCUGAUAAGGAUAAAAACAUGUGUAUCAAAUUUCUGAUUCGUCACACUCGUAGACCUGAGCUUGGUGAUAAAUUUAGCAGCAGACAUGGGCAAAAGGGUGUUUGUGGAACCAUUGUUCCGCAAGAAGACUUUCCAUUUUCUGAGAAAGGCAUUUGUCCUGAUCUGAUUAUGAAUCCUCACGGUUUCCCAAGUCGGAUGACGGUUGGAAAGAUGAUAGAGCUUCUUGGAGGGAAAGCAGGGGUUUCAUGUGGUCGAUUUCAUUAUGGCAGUGCUUUUGGGGAAAGAAGUGGACAUGCCGACAAGGUUGAAGCCAUAAGCGAAACUCUUGUGAGUAAAGGCUUCAGCUACAGUGGGAAAGAUUUCAUUUAUUCAGGUAUUACUGGUUGUCCACUGCAAGCAUAUAUUUUCAUGGGUCCAAUUUACUACCAAAAAUUAAAACAUAUGGUGCUUGAUAAGAUGCAUGCUCGUGGCAGCGGCCCUCGUGUCAUGCUAACUAGGCAGCCUACAGAAGGGAGAGCUAGAAAUGGAGGUCUUCGUGUUGGAGAAAUGGAACGCGAUUGCUUGAUUGCUUAUGGUGCUAGUAUGUUAAUUUAUGAACGACUUAUGCUGUCUAGUGAUCCUUUUGAAGUCCAGGUAUGUACAAAAUGUGGGUUGUUAGGAUAUUACAACCAUAAGCUAAAAACUGGUAUUUGUUCAUAUUGUAAGAAUGGAGACAAGAUUUCCACCAUGAAGCUGCCAUAUGCAUGCAAACUUAUGAUUCAGGAACUCCAAUCAAUGAAUAUUGUUCCCCGUUUAAAGUUGGCAGAUGCGUGAGAUGAUCCCACACAGAUAUUUCUGUUUGGGCAAAUUACAUGGCCGAGAAAUUGCCAUUGACCGCUAUUCAUGAAUUUCUGCUGAUUCUUUUGUAUAUCCUCUUCUUCAAUUUUGCUCAACCCUCCCUUCCUUUACCCUGAAAAAAUUGUAAAACUUAGAACCACUUUGUUUAUGGAUUUUUUAAUUUAAAAACAUUUUAUAAA
Molecule: messenger RNA, 3807 nt
Organism: Vigna angularis (adzuki bean)
Lineage: Eukaryota; Viridiplantae; Streptophyta; Magnoliopsida; Fabales; Fabaceae
Product: DNA-directed RNA polymerase III subunit 2
Exons: 38
Coding region: 122-3604 (1160 amino acids)
Biological process (GO): DNA-templated transcription
Cellular component (GO): RNA polymerase III complex
Molecular function (GO): DNA binding; ribonucleoside binding; DNA-directed RNA polymerase activity
Source: RefSeq, a predicted model, not a curated record